Molecule: messenger RNA, 1317 nt
Organism: Diaporthe amygdali
Lineage: Eukaryota; Fungi; Ascomycota; Sordariomycetes; Diaporthales; Diaporthaceae
Exons: 3
Coding region: 1-1317 (438 amino acids)
Biological process (GO): mitochondrial respiratory chain complex I assembly
Cellular component (GO): mitochondrion
Molecular function (GO): protein-arginine omega-N symmetric methyltransferase activity
Source: RefSeq, a predicted model, not a curated record
AUGUGCCUAACAGGUGAUCUGGGCGGAUACUACACCGGAGCCAUUGAACAGGGCAGGGACCAGUUUGGCCAAAAGGGUGAUUUUGUUACUUCACCAGAGAUCUCCCAGAUAUUCGGGGAGCUCAUUGGCAUUUGGUUCGUGGCAGAGUGGAUGUCUCAGGGCCGCCCAAAGUCGGGUGUUGAGCUCAUCGAGGUCGGCCCUGGAAGGGGCACUCUGAUGGAUGACAUAUUAAGGACCAUCUCAAAUUUCAAAGAAAUGGCCAAUGCGAUCGAUGCCAUAUACAUGGUCGAGGCCAGUUCCGAGCUCAGGGUCGCUCAGAAAAACCUCCUAUGUGGACAGGACAGACAGAUGACUGAGUCCAAGAGUGGCUACCACAGCACAUGCAGAUAUGCCGAUCUUCCAAUCGUAUGGACUGAGACUGUCAGAUCAAUCCCUCAAGGUUCGGACAAGGUACCAUUCAUUGUAGCGCACGAAUUCUUCGAUGCCCUACCCAUCCACGCCUUUCAACUUGUCAACGUUCCCCCCUCAGAGACGUCCACACCAUCUCCCUCUCCAUCAUCAUCGCCAGCAUCAGACAAAUCAAAACCAACGCUCCAAUGGCGCGAAAUGGUAGUCUCGCCCACGCCUCCAGGCUCGACACACCAAAGCCUUGGGACGCCCAAGUCACAAGCCACAGAUACUCCCGUGCCAGACUUCCAGCUCACCCUCUCGCCUUCCUCAACCCGUCACUCACAGUAUCUUCCCGAGUCAUCCCCACGCUACCGCGCCUUGAAAUCCAUCCCCGGGGCACUCAUCGAGAUCUGCCCGGACGUAUCAUUGUACGCCACAGACUUCGCGACACGCAUCGGCGGGUCCCCGCAGCACCCCAAGCACAGGCCGUCGGGUGCGGCAUUGAUCCUUGACUACGGCCCUGGCGACGGCACAGUGCCCAUCAACUCGCUGCGGGGGAUCAGCAGGCACCGGCGGGUGAGCCCGUUCGCCGAGCCGGGGCAGACGGACCUGAGCGCCGACGUAGACUUCGCAGCCGUGGCGGAAGCGGCGCUCAGGGCGAGCGAAGGCGUCGAGGUUCAUGGACCGGUCGAGCAGGCGGCUUUCCUCGAGGGGAUGGGCAUCAGGGAGCGCGCCGAGGUACUGGUGAAGGGACUCAGGCAGAAGGUCGAAGGCGAGACGAAGGCUGCUGAUGUCGAAAAGGCGUGGAAGAGGCUUGUGGAUCGGGGCCCCGACGGGAUGGGCAAGACAUAUAAGGCCCUGGCAAUUUUGCCUGAGAACGACGGCAAGAGGCGACCGGUCGGGUUUGGUGGCGAUGUUGGAGCUUGA